GGGAUUUCCAUUUAACUCACUGGCAUCAGUUAUGCGCCAUUCAUAGUCAUUUAGCUUAACAAGACAGAGCCCCAUUGGCGCCUGUUUUAGACUGUGAAGAUUGUUGUUGCGCAGUUCAAGACGGUUUCGAAAUCAGAAUUUCAUUGCUCAUUAACAAGUUGGGUGGAAAUGUUGUGUAAGAGGCUUUUAUUCUGAAACUUGUGCUACAUACACUCACCACUAGGUACCCCUCGCUUGCUCUGAUGCGAACCCUCUCUAACCGAUUUGUCUGCCCUUGCAUUUCAAAAAGUCUAUUUCUGAGAAAUGAUUUGUAGGGGUGGAGUGAAAGCAUGAUGGUGUGUGAACUCGUGUGUUUGUGUGUUGUCAGCGGAGUGUGUCGGAGAACUCUCUGGUCGCCAUGGAUUUCUCGGGCCGGACGGGCAGGGUGAUCGACAACCCGGUGGAGGCCCAGAGCGCAGCCUUGGAGGAGGGGCACAGCUGGAGGAAGCGGAGUCAGAGGAUGAAUGUCUUAGGAAGUCCCAGCCCCCUUCACCCUUCCUCAUUAAGCUCAGUAAUCCACCGGACCCAGCUGUGGUUCCACGGCCGCAUCAUGAGGGACGAAUCCCACAAGAUGAUCAUGCAGCAGGGCCAAGUGGACGGGUUGUUCCUGAUACGAGACAGUCAGAGCAAUCCCAAAGCUUUCGUUCUCACACUGUGCCAUCACCAGAAAAUCAAACAUUUCCAGAUCUUACCUUUUGAAGAGGACGGCCAGAUCUUCUUCAGCCUUGACGACGGUGCCACCAAGUUCAGUGACCUGAUCCACCUGGUGGAGUUCUACCAGCUCAACAGAGGCGUGCUGCCGUGCAAACUCAAGCACCCCUGCACCGUGGUGGCCUUAUGACCCGCACACACACCCCACCCUGUGCUCUCUCCCCCGUGUAACCCCCGCCAAGAUCACCCACCUCUCACCUCUCUUUACCUCCCCUCGUGACCUUUGAACCCCCCUUUGCAUAAACAGACAGGCAGACCGACAGGACAGCCACGCUACGCCACACCACACCACACCACGCACGGCUCCCCGACGCCUUGGUGAUCUUCCACCUCCACACAACCUCCCUGACUGCAAAUGAUACUAAUCCCAGGCCAACGCUUAGCCUGGUAGGCCAAAAUGCAGCCCAGCCCAGCCCAGGCCACCGCUUAACCCUGUCGGCCAACAUGCAGCCCAGCAAAGGCCAACGCUUAGACCAGGGGACAGGAUUCCUGUCCAUUAUAGAGACACACAUACUCUCGCGGACAUACACUCACUGAUUGACACUCACACUCACACACACACACACACACCAUAGAUGGAGCCUUCAUGGAUGAGGUGUGUGUCUUUCCCAACCAUCCUUCCCUCUCUUCCAACCACCCUCCUUCUCCUCCAUCCAUUGCUCGGACACAUGGUUCAUCCUCCUCUUCAUCCUGGACACUGUGCCGCCCCCACCCCUAGGACAUCAGGUCUGGACCCCAGGACAUCAGGUCUGGACCCCAGGACAUCAGGUCUGGACCCCAGGACCCCCCAGGACAUCAGAUCCCCGAUAGGAACCCCAAUGUCACUCUGGCUGUCUGUCUGUCUUUUAUCAUCAUCAGCCUGGAUUGGACCUUCUACAACAUACAUUUUUUUUUGUUCGUUUAUUUUUUGUUUUCUGUGUUUGUUUGUUUAUUUUUGUUUAAAUUUUUCACUUGUAAAGUGUUGCUUUACUUGACGACAUUUUAUUUUAUUUACAGUUCGUUACAUAGCUGAACUAUAUUUACAUAUAUAUUAAAAAAUUAUAUAUAUAAAUAUAUAUAUAUACGGUAUAUAUAUAUUUUUUGCACUCCAGAGUUGACAACAGGUUUUCCCCACUCGACAGAAAAACACUGUGCUCUCGUCACUCCCCCUCCUCUUCCUCCUCCUCCUCCUCUCCCUCCUCAGGUUCUUCUGCCUGAGGCGUUUUUGGGCGAGAGCUGAUGUGAAGAUUGAUGAUUGAACAAACGUUUCCCCAAAACAGUAACAGCUGAGAGGGGUAAAGAGAAAAAUGUAAAAUCUUUAUAUCCCCACUCCCCCUUAGCAGAGGUUUGAUUCCCUUCUUCAGAAAGUCAUUAGAAACCUCUGCCACAAAAUUGAUUUGAUCUGGCCAGCUCUGAAUCAGCCAAUCGUAAUGAUUGAAUACUCAAGGCAAGGUAGAGUAGACUUACUGUAGUUGUUACUCAGUGGAGUUCCAUGCGUGCUGGAAGGAAGUUGUUGUAGGGGUUUGAAGCGUCUGUACUGGGCAUCAGAGGCCUCUGCCCCUGAGAGGGCAUCUUUGGAAGUGCAGAUGGGAAGUGGAGAGACUGAUCUUGUUAUGCAGGGAGGGGGGAAGGGGUGCCAGAUAUCAAGAUGGGGCCAGGGGGCUGUUGGCAUAAGGAGUGAUGUUGGAGUUUGGAGUGAACUGUUUGAGGAUGAGGCUGAAACAAGACGGGCUAAUACAGGAUGGAUUGGUGUGCGUUGGUGCGUGCGUGCACUUGCGUACGUGUGUGUGUCUGUGUGUGCGUAUUGAGGAAUGGCCAUUGGCUUGAGUGAACUCAGGUGUUGGUUACUGUGUGAGAUCCACACACAACAGGGGACACGGUGGCUACUCAUAACACACACACAGACACACACACACACAAACACACACUGACAAACCCAUCUUAUAUUCUGCCCCCUAAUAUACACAUGCUGUACACUACUACACACGCACACAGACACGCAUACACAUGAAGAUAUACACACUUUGUACCUCCAAACACAUACCACAACAGCAACUAGAAACUCACAUCAGUUGCCUUUGGGCUACGCAGAGGGGAAUAGGAAGGUGUAGAAGGGGUGGAGACCUGGUGCAAAAGAAGAGGAGAGGUCAGGGGAUGGAGCCAGAGAGAUAAAUACACAGUAAGGAAGCCUUGAAAGAGUGUGAAAGAGUGUGAGAGAGAGAGAGAGAGAGAGAGAGAGAGAGAAGCUGUGCGUUCAGGUUUUUAAGGGGCAGGGGUAUGGGGUUGGGGGUGGUAAAGAUAAGAGCCGUCUCCUCUUUUCUCUGCAGUGUUGAAACCUGCUCUCCCUUGAACAACAACAACAAACCCAUCCAGUAAGACUCUAUAUCUUUAAGUAUGUGAAGCUAUGGAAAAAUAAAGAUGUAGAAGUAUCUAACACUGUAUUUUAGAUGGGAAAUCACUAUGUACAGGGUGGGGGAUAACCCCCUCAUCCCACCGCAGAUCAUGAUGAUGAUUGGUUGAGUUGACUGAUUGAUAGAUUGAUUGAUUGAUUGAUUGAUAGAUUGAUUGAUUGAUUGCUUUUUUUCUCUUUGUGCAUAUUCUUUGUUUUCCAGUGCUCUGAUUCAGUGUGCAUAUUGAGUUAUCUGUUUUUUUUGUUUGUAUGUAUGUCACAAAAAAAUACAUUUUUUAAGAGUAUAUUACAGUAUUAAAUUAAGCUUAUUUUUAGCUUCUGAAACUGGACUAACAGCAUGUCUCUGUAUCAGAUUCAUGGGAUCCCUUCAUGAGGAAAAAAAACUAUGUCUGGAUUUAUAAGCUCAAACGGUUUAUCUUUUUAAAGACUUCAUGAAAGAAGAUUGUGAUGUGGCCAGAACUCUAAGCUGAAACCCAGUCAAGCCUUGAAGCUCUCUCUCUCUCUCUCUGCCCUGUGCUUAACUCCCUCCUGCCACACACACACACAACAGUACACUACGCGCUGCACACUUGUAAAAGCUUUCUAUGUCAGGGCGGUGUAGACCUGGUCCAGAGGGGUCCCGCUGCUUUCAGGUGUCUAUUGGCAGGCCCCUCGUGCACAUUAGCAAGCCCCAACCAACCGCCCCCUCAGAAGAACCCUGAACUCAGGAAUGUCCAGCUCUGGCCCCGAGCGAGGGCCAAAUCUGGCCCACAUUGUCAUUACAUUAGGCCCACAAGAUGAUUUCAAAUGUGUAUGACAGUUGGCCCAUAUAUACAUCAUUGAUAUAUAUAUAUAUAUAUAUAUAUAUAUAUAUAUCGUAAUAUGACUUGAAAACACGUUUGUUUGUGUGUUACGGAAAUUCUGGGUGGUCCUAGGUUGCAGCCACAUUGGCACUACCAUAUCACUACCAUAUCACCAAUCAGCACGUGUUGGUGAAAUUUGCCGACCUUUUAAGUAUUGUGUUCGUGUAUGCACAAUUUUAGUCCUUUUUUUAAUCAAUUUUGAGUUGGCCCACAACUGAACUGCCAGAUUUCCACUCUGGCCCUCAGUCAGUUUGAGUUUGACAGCCCAGCUGUAACUGCACAAACACAGUGCAACGAGCUACAGCUACAAAACCACCUCAAGUCAUUGAUUUUGUAUUGAGCAGGCACAAUACAUUUAGCCGGAUUAAAUCAACACUUUGAGAGUAGCAGCAAAUACGCUCCAUAAAGGGUUGCAUUUCAUCAAGUUAUGUUUGAGUGUUGCGUUACACAUUACAUUACACUCAGCUGAC
Molecule: messenger RNA, 4451 nt
Organism: Engraulis encrasicolus (European anchovy)
Lineage: Eukaryota; Metazoa; Chordata; Actinopteri; Clupeiformes; Engraulidae
Product: growth factor receptor-bound protein 10-like
Exons: 5
Coding region: 398-880 (160 amino acids)
Biological process (GO): negative regulation of Wnt signaling pathway; negative regulation of insulin receptor signaling pathway; insulin receptor signaling pathway
Molecular function (GO): insulin receptor binding
Source: RefSeq, a predicted model, not a curated record